Messenger RNA from Sinocyclocheilus rhinocerous, 1191 nucleotides. Its product is annotated as ubiquitin domain-containing protein 1-like. The coding region runs from base 282 to 839 and encodes 185 amino acids. Gene Ontology annotation, molecular function: protein binding. The transcript has 4 exons. Lineage: Eukaryota; Metazoa; Chordata; Actinopteri; Cypriniformes; Cyprinidae. The record is from RefSeq and is a predicted model, not a curated record.
GAUUUCAAUAGUUCACCGAUUUCAUCGUUUAGAGCUCUACACUGAUUUAUUCUUCUUUAGGGAUUUGAGCGUAGACUACGUUGGGAAAAAUGCAUUUAUUCGAUCAUCCAUGCAUCCGAGGCUUGGUCCUGAUGUGGUUUUGAGUGAUGGGAAGUUGUUUUGGAGUGAUACGUCAAAGGUCUCACCUGACCUCCAGGAAUGCAUCCAGAUACAGCACCAAACGAGGAGGACGCAAUGAGCCCCUGAAGAAAGAUAAGCCCAAGUGGAAAAGUUAAUAUCCUAUGACAGAGGGCCAGCUGCGCAGUAAAAGAGAUGAAUUCUGGGACACGGCCCCAGCUUUUGACGGCCGUAAAGAGAUCUGGGAUGCACUAAAAGCUGCAGCUGUAGCGAUUGAAUGUAAUGACCAUGAGCUGGCACAGGCUAUUGUAGAUGGAGCCAGCAUCACACUGCCUCAUGGGUCCCUUAUGGAGUGCUAUGAUGAACUGGGGAACCGCUAUCAGCUCCCUGCAUACUGCUUGGUUCCUCCAGUCAACCUUGUGUCCGAGUGCAAUGAUCAUAAUGUGUCUGAACACUCUGAGCUACAGGAGAAGAAGGAGAAGGAGUUCCAACUGAAGGUGCGUCUCUCCACCGGAAAAGACCUUCGCCUCAGCGCCACGAUGGCUGAUUCCAUCCGUCAGCUGAAGAAACAGCUUCAGAUUCAGGAAGACAUUGAUGCCACCAACCAGCGCUGGUUUUUCUCUGGAAAGCUACUCACGGAUAAAACACGUUUACAAGACACCAAGAUCCAGAAGGACUUUGUAAUACAGGUCAAUGUUAAUCAGCCCAUUGUUCCCAACUAAACACAAAAAACUGUGAAGCGGGUCUCAGUGAACUCACACCAUACGAAUGCUUUAUAUGUUUCCAUUAUAUAAAGCCACUGAUUAGGUCUGAGUUUCAACACCUGUCCUUUCCAAAUAUGAAGCUCAAACAUUUCUUACAGAAACAUCUAUUUUCUCAAAGCUACGAGGAGAUGAAAAGGCCAAAUAUACAUGCAAAUGUAAGCAUGUGUCAAAUGUGUAAAAAAUUAUUUAUUUAAGGAUUUUAUUUCAAUAUGAUAUGAUGAAAAUGAUUAAAAAAGCUAUUUCAAAACAUGUCAGUCUAUGUAUCAGUGCAGAUACCAGUGCAUGCUUUAUUUUUAACCAUGCAUUGAUC